CUCCCUGCACUGGAACUUGCAUUAGCUGGGCUGCUUCACCUCGAGUGGGCUGCUGGGGAGCCCUGCGUUUCAGUUGUUUGAUCCUCCCAACAUCCUGGCCCGACACCAUGGGAGUGACUUGUGUGUCCCAGAUGCCCGUGGCCGAGGGCAAGAGUGUCCAGCAGACCGUGGAGCUCCUCACCCGGAAAUUGGAGAUGCUUGGAGCAGAGAAGCAAGGAACAUUUUGUGUGGACUGUGAGACCUACCACACGGCUGCCUCUACCCUUGGCAGCCAAGGUCAGGCCGGGAAGCUGAUGUAUGUGAUGCACAAUUCCGAGUACCCUUUGAGCUGCUUCGCCCUCUUUGAGAAUGGCCCUUGCCUUGUUGCCGACACCAACUUUGAUGUGCUCAUGGUGAAGCUCAAGGGCUUCUUCCAGAGUGCCAAGGCCAGCAAGAUUGAGACCCGGGGCACCCGCUACCAGUACUGUGACUUCCUAGUGAAGGUGGGCACGGUUACAAUGGGGCCCAGUGCCCGAGGCAUCUCCGUGGAGGUGGAAUAUGGCCCCUGUGUGGUAGCUAGCGACUGCUGGAGCCUGCUGCUUGAGUUCCUGCAGAGCUUUCUAGGCAGCCACACCCCAGGGGCUCCCGCUGUGUUUGGGAACAGGCAUGAUGCCGUCUACAGCCCAGCAGACACCAUGGUCCAGUACAUGGAACUCUUCAACAAGAUCCGCAAGCAGCAGCAGGCUCAUUCUCGAACAUCAGCGCUUGAUUACUGACGAGUGAUGGCCAACCUCGCAAGGCCCCGGUGCACCCAACGCAUCAGCGUACCAUCGCCUGUGGCCAAGAGCCGCUGCUUAAGUGGCCGUUCCGCUCUCGGGUUUAAGAGCUCAAGAACACAUUUGGUUAGAGCUUCCAACCUCGUCCUAGAGAAUUUAGCCUCUGCAGGAGUCUUUGAGGGACGGACGCUCUGACCUACAGGUUAUCCGUCACCCAUCCACCCACCCACGCCCACAUUCAGGGAGAAUGGAAACGAAGGGGAACAAGGGAAAGUGCAGCAGCUGUGAGGACCCUCCACCCCUUCAGCCAUCUUCCCCGCCCCCCACCGCCAC
Kogia breviceps (pygmy sperm whale) is the source of this 1088-nucleotide messenger RNA. The record is from RefSeq and is a predicted model, not a curated record. NCBI's taxonomy places the organism in Eukaryota, Metazoa, Chordata, Mammalia, Artiodactyla, Physeteridae.